Vitis vinifera (wine grape) is the source of this 1531-nucleotide messenger RNA. Its product is annotated as VQ motif-containing protein 17. The coding region runs from base 877 to 1359 and encodes 160 amino acids. The transcript has a single exon. The record is from RefSeq and is a predicted model, not a curated record. Gene Ontology annotation, cellular component: nucleus. NCBI's taxonomy places the organism in Eukaryota, Viridiplantae, Streptophyta, Magnoliopsida, Vitales, Vitaceae.
GUGCUUGCAAUUCAAGAAUUUCUACAUAUUCACUAGAGAAUUUGAAAAUAUACAUCGAAAUUCAAAUCCAGACCUUCCAUUCUCAACUACCCAGCCAGAAUCUUCUGAGUCCUUAGCAACUUGUCUGCAGUUGAUAUUUUUUUGUGGACUUCUUGCUGAGAUGGUAUAUGGCUCUUUCCUUCCUACUCCUUUCAUCAAGCUGACCAAGAUAAGGAUUCAUGUGGAUGUAUGUAUGUCCAACCAGACAUAUGAUCAUAGCAAUCACCCCUUGCCCUUACCUAGAGUCAUAUUACCGCAAACUAAGCCAGCCUUGCCGGCAAGUUGGGAAUAUUGAUAGUUUGACUUCUCUUAAAUAGGGAGAGAGGAAUGGAUUAAGCAGCUGACUUCGAACCUAAAAAAAUGGAGAAUAGUGGUCAACUUCCAAGUUGCUGGUAAUUAAGAUGAUGAACAUUGGAUUAUCCUUACCAUAACAUUUACUUAUUCCAUCUAUGUAUGCAUAAUAGUAAUAUAAUUAAUGAUCAUAUUAUAUGCAAGUUUUGGUCAUUAUAUCACGCAGCAAUAUGUAACCAAAGUCUAUGAGAGAGAGCAUAUAGGUCAAUAUAUUUAACUUGGAGAGGAUGAUCUCCCCCUCUUGCCCAUUGAAGUUCUAUUCCUUCAUUGACUUUUGGCAGACUAGGAUCAGUACUCCAAUGUAUGCUACUCUGGCCUCCAAAAGGCACAGUUUGUUUUUUAUAUUCAAAUUUGCAAUGUUGUCUUCCCAUCAACCAGCUGAUCAUUUAUGACCUUUCUGAUCUUCUAUUUAAGCGCAGACCUUUUUCUAUCUUCCACAGAUAAAGCCAACUACUUUCUCUUUCUCAGAGUGGAUCGGAAGAGGAGAUGAAGGCACGCUCUUGUCCUCCUAUCUCAGGCCCAUCUCCAUGUAGUCUAGCCAUGAACAAAGAUUCACAUGAAAUAUCAAAAUUCAAGCCAAAGAUUCGCAUAAUUCACGUAUUUGCACCAGAAAUCAUACAGACAGAUGCUGCAAAUUUUCGCGACCUUGUACAGAGGCUCACUGGAAAACCUGCAGCAAAUUUUAGAGGCCGUAAGAAGAAAAGAAGCAUGAGAAGCAAAGACGUACUGAAGACAUUGAUCCACCAUGAAUCGAGCAAGACCAUGGAAUUGCCUGAGGAGUUUCCAUGUUUGAAAAAUGGGGAGAGAGUUAAGCAGGAGCAAGAAAAGAUGUGGAGAGAUGAGAAUUCAAAUGGGUUCUUUGGUGGGUUUGCUGAUUUGGAUGGUUUCAUGCAAGAGUUAAGUCAAUUUCCCCUACUUCCUUUUGAAUCCUCUAGGAUGGAUGUGUUCCAGGAGAUGCCACUUGCUUAGCUGUAGAUUGGGAUGAUAAUAUCAAUAAAGGAUUGGAUUUCUCUUGCUCCUUUUUUAUGAUGUUUUCUACCUUCUUUGAUGUAAAGGAAUGGAAACUAUUGUCAUAGUUACAGUAAAUUUCUUUCUUCCCUGCACUGAGCUAUUGAAUUUUCAUAGGAUUAAUGCUUCUGCA